AAAUCUCUCACAUCUCUUCUACUUUUGUAUUUGUUAGCGUUAAAAUACUCUAGAAAUAUGUCCGAUAGAGAUGUAUACCUACCUUUAGAAAGCUCUGCCGAGGGUUGUGAUACAUCCUACUCUAAUAGUAGAAAAGAAAUUGACGUUGCGAGUACGGUUCAGCUCUACGAAAGAGAAGCGCUUGCAUCAUACGAAGAUUUCAGCUGACUGGGACUAGGACGAUUUCACGCCUGCGGUUCUCGGGUCAAGAUUAGAUCAAAGAAUUCUCGUCACUGAAUGUUUAGUUUGUUGCGUUUGUAUUUUGCUUUCUGUUGCAAAAUCUAUGCUAAGAAGGAUUGUUGUGUUCAUUUCUGUCGCCUUAACAUAUUAUUCCUUUGCACUAAAUGCGGCCGAGGUUUCCUUGGCUCGAGUACAGACUGUGAGCAGACAGAUAGCGAGCACAUUACCUGGGUUUUUCAUUGGAACAGCGCUUAGAGUGUUUCCCCCUUAAAAUGCAUAGCAACAUGAACGAGCUUAGUGAACCAGACGAAUUCUUCUUCUGCAGCCAUGCAAUACCUUUUACUCAGCGAGGAGUCAAGAGGCUGGCCACCGAGUACAAGAAGGUGCUGUAUCGAGAGUUCACUGAUAAAAACUUUUGUCAAGAGAAACCACAUCCACCGCACCUUGGCUUUCUGGGUCCAGUCAUCAAAGGAGAAGUAGGUGACACAAUAAGGGUCCACUUUAAGAACAUGGCUCGCAGGGCCUUCACCGUGCACCCUCAUGGACUCUUUUACAGCAAGGCUGCUGAAGGAUCCUUUUACGCUGACCACAGCAGUGACGAACAAAAGAGAGAUGACAAAGUCCAGCCUAAUCAGGAACAUAUAUACAACUGGUUUAUAAAUGAACAUCACGCUCCCACAGAUUCAGACGAGGAUUGUGUCACCAGAAUGUACCACUCCCACGUGAUUUCUCCGAAGGACACUAACACUGGAUUAAUAGGGCCAUUGUUGAUUUGCAAGCGAGGUGCUUUAAUGGAAAACAGUGCUCAAAGGAAAAACGUAGACCAUGAAUUUGUCCUCCUUUUCACCGAGAUGAACGAGAAUGAGAGCUGGUUGUUGGAUGACAAUAUUGACAGCGUUUCCGCUGAUCCAGCGGCGACAAAAGCACUGAAAGCUGACCCAGAAUUUCAAGCCAGCAACAAAAUGGCGUCGAUUAAUGGUUACAUCUAUGGCAACUUGCCAGGACUGGACAUGUGUCAAGGAGACAAGAUCAGCUGGCAUAUGAUUGGACUUGGAACGUGGAGCGAUGUUCACAAUCCCUCGUUCCAUGGACACACCGUUAUAAUCAGUUCUCACCGUAGAGACACAGUCACGCUUCUUCCAUCUACUUUUAUUACAGCUUCCAUGACAGCAUUGAAUCCGGGAACUUGGCUGCUAAAUUGUAUGAACAGCAAGUUCUUUGAUAAUGGGAUGGCAGCGUUUUUUAAUGUCAAAAACUGUAGUAAGAGAAUGGACCCACCCAAAGUUAAUGGUGGAAAGACAAGAAUCUAUUACAUUGCAGCUGAAGAAGUGCUUUGGAGUUACGGGCCGUCUGGUCAAAAUAAUAUUGAUGGAAUGUCAUUAAUCUCCCCUAAAAGUGAAUCAUUCCAGUAUUUCACUCGCUCUGGUAACAAAAUAGGAGGGCAAUACAAGAAAGCAGUGUACGUAGAGUAUACAGAUGAUACUUUUAGUAGCAAAAAGAAUGGAUCAGCUGAUGAAGAGCAUUUAGGAUUCCUUGGUCCUGUGAUCCGUGCUGAAGUUGGCGACGAAAUCAAGGUUGUUUUCAAAAACAAGGCAAGUCGAAAUUAUACUGUACACCCCUUAGGUGUACUUUACGACAAAGCUAGCGAAGGAUCUCAGUACCAUGACGGUACAUCCGGGAAUGAAACUGCUGAUAAUGCGAUAGCUCCAAAUGGAACAUACCUUUACACAUGGAAAGUGCCUAGCUCUGUAGCACCAACAGAGAAUGACCCUGCGUGUCUUACAUGGAUGUAUUACUCAAAUGUUGACUCGACCAAGGACAUACAUAGUGGGCUAGUUGGACCUCUUCUUAUUUGCAAAAAUGGAACUUUAAGCCAAAAUGGCAAACAGCGAAACAUCAAUCGCGAGUUCUUCCUCCGGUUUGCCUUGACAGACGAAGGACAGUCUUGGUACUUGGCUGAAAACAAGUAUCUUGCAGAAAAUGGAUCGGCCAUCGACGAAAAUGACUCCAGCUUCAAAAAGAGUAACCAGAUGAGAAAUAUCAAUGGAUACAUGUUCGGAAAUUUACCUGGUCUGCGCAUGUGCAUAGGCGAUAAUGUGUCUUGGCAUUUCAUGGGCGGUCCUGCAAGUCAAAUGCACUCAGUCUACUUCUAUGGAAAUACAUUUACUAAAAAUGGGAAUAGCCAUGACACGCUGGGAAUGAUGGAAGGAUCAUUGGACAGCGUACAAAUGACCCCAGAAAACCCGGGUGUGUGGAAACUAAUUUGUCGCACGAACAGCAAUCUUCAAGGAGGAAUGGUUGCUAGGUAUGCCGUUUUAGAGGAUUGUGGGAAUUCGUCUGCAACUAAGGCAGUGAGAGGACAGAUGAGGGUGUAUCAUAUCGCUGCAGUCGAAGAAACAUGGGAUUACGCCCCAUCUGGAAAAGAUUUGAUUGAAGGAGUUGAUCUCAGGGACAGCGAGUUCGCUCCUCGUUACACAAUACCGGGUCCACAUUUCAUCGGCCGUAAAUACAAGAAGGCAAUCUACAGACAGUACACUGACGCCUCAUUCACCAAACAGAAACCAAGAACGGAGGAGGAAGAACAUUUGGGUAUUAUGGGACCAAUGAUAAAGGCUGAAGUAGGAGAUACAAUUGAGGUUGUGUUUAAGAACUUGGCAACAAGACCGUAUUCGAUACAUCCUCACGGAAUAUUGUACAGCAAGCAGGACGAGGGUUCAUCCUAUAAGGACAACACAACGGUGACAGAUAUCGCAGACAAUGCUAUUGCUCCUGGAAAACUUUAUAACUACAAAUGGAAAGUGUCCGAAAGAUCGGGGCCUGGGCCUGCAGACACGGCAUGCGUGACAUGGGCGUACUUUUCUGAUGUGGAUGCAGUCAAGGACACUAACACUGGGUUGGUAGGACCGCUGAUAAUUUGUAGGAAGGGAACUUUGGAUAAAAAUGGCAAAAGAAUUGACGUUGAUCGUGAGUUUUCACUGAUGUUUGUUACGAUUGACGAGAACAGUAACUGGUACAUCGAUGAAAAUAUCAAAUAUCUAACUGAAGUUCCAGGACCCUUAGACGAACUCAAAGCGAAUUUUGAAUUUUGGGAAAGCAACCUAAAAGCCGCCAUAAACGGGUACUUGUUUGGAAACGCUCCGGCACCGACAAUGUACAGCGGGGAGAAAGUUGUCUGGUAUCUCCUACAAGUUGGCGGUUUUACUGAAAUGCAUACAGUGCAUUUUCACGGCCAGAGCAUUUUGCAUAAAUCGCUAACUUAUCAUCGGGGCGACGUCUACGACCUGCUACCAGAAACGUUUGCCACUGUUGAAAUGAUUCCUGACGCUGUCGGGACUUGGAUGGUUCACUGUCAUGUGAAUAUUCACAUAACUGGUGGAAUGCAGACGCUAUUUACUGUCUUAGAACCAACAAGUGCCCCAACCAAGAAGCUGCCCCCGCCUUCUGCCGGCGCUUCAAGAAUUAUUACUUCCCUCACGCUGUUGUCAAUCAUGAUUGCGCACACAUUUUUUGUUUUGUAGAAUAUCUCUUCUCACGAGUUGUACAUUUACGAAGAAAAAGAGGAGAAAUCUCAAUUUAGUUUUACAAGUCUCACAGCUUUCACACAUGUAGUCUUGACUUUCGGUGAAGCUUUCUUUUAUCACUCGAAAAUUCUCAGUCCUAUGAUGGUGGGAGAGAAUUUGGCUUGAACAAUGUAUCCAAGAUCUUGAGGAUACUUACAUGUACGGUCAAUAAAUUACCAUUUACUAACCUUGUA
Messenger RNA from Stylophora pistillata, 3973 nucleotides. Its product is annotated as hephaestin-like protein. The record is from RefSeq and is a predicted model, not a curated record. Gene Ontology annotation, molecular function: signaling receptor activity; copper ion binding; oxidoreductase activity. Lineage: Eukaryota; Metazoa; Cnidaria; Anthozoa; Scleractinia; Pocilloporidae. Gene Ontology annotation, cellular component: plasma membrane.